AUGGAUUCAAGAACAAAAUUGUUUCACUGUGACGUUUGCAGUUCAGAUUGUACUAAUAGAAUACGUAUUCAAUGUGCAAUUUGUACAGAUUAUGAUUUAUGUGUACCUUGUUUUGCUGCAGGAUUAACUACUGGAGAUCAUAAACCAUGGCAUGAUUAUCAAAUUAUUGAACAAAACACAUAUCCAAUAUUUGAUCGUGAUUGGGGAGCAGAUGAAGAAUUAUUAUUAAUCCAAGGAUGUGAAACUUCUGGGUUAGGUAAUUGGGCUGAUAUAGCUGAUCAUAUUGGUAAUCGAUCUAAAGAAGAAGUUGCUGAGCAUUAUUUUAAAAUAUAUUUGGAAAGUAAAGAUUAUCCCUUGCCGGAAAUGAAUAAAGAUUUCACCGAUGUUUCACCAUUACAAUUUCUUGAAGAAAGAAAGGAACGAUUAGAAAAACGUAAAAACAUACCGUUACCACCACCUAGAGGGAAACCUGUUGCCUCGGUGCCAUUGUGUCAUGAAAUUCAAGGUUAUAUGCCUGGUAGAUUAGAAUUCGAUCAUGAAGCAGAAAACGAGGCGGAAAUACCCAUCAAAGAUAUGGUUUUCGAUCCAGAAGACCUGGCUAAUGAUAUAGAUUUGAAACUAACCAUAUUGGAUAUUUAUAAUUCUCGAUUAACAACUAGAGCUGAACGUAAACGAGUAAUGAUUCUCAAUCAUUUAUUGGAUUACAGGAAAAAUAUUAGUGUAGAUAAAAGGAAAUCUAAAGAAGAAAAAGAGUUAUUGAAAAAAAUCAAUGCCUUCAUUAGAAUACUAACACCAGAAGAUUUUGAAAGUUUUUCUCGUGAUUUAUUGACAGAAUUGAAAUGUCGUAUGAAGAUUCAACAAUUACAGACGUGGAGACGUCAUGGAAUUACUACUUUAGAGGACGGGGCAAAAUAUGAAAAAGAUAAAGUCAUUCGAGCUGCACAUUAUCAAAGAAUGGGCAAUGGUACAGGUUCUGGUAGACAUUCACAAACACCAGGAUUAAUGAAUGGUAGUUCUUUCAAUGGUAAUGGCCAUCGUAAUAAAUUUUCACCACAACCUGAAUUUAGAUCAAAAUCAACUACUGCUAGAGCUCCUUUGGAUAUUAGUCAUGCCGCUGAUUUUGAAUUAUUAUCAGCUGAGGAAAAACAAUUAUGUGCUACAUUAAGAAUAUUACCUAAACCUUAUUUGGCUAUUAAAAACCAAUUGAUGAGAGAAGCCGUUAAAAACAAUGGUAUAUUGAAAAAGAAAGAUGCUAGACAAGCAUUAAAAAUUGAUGUCAAUAAAGCCUCAAAAAUUUAUGAAUUUUUUGUGCAUAUGGGAUGGUGUUCUCAAGGAUAA
Molecule: messenger RNA, 1338 nt
Organism: Candida dubliniensis CD36
Lineage: Eukaryota; Fungi; Ascomycota; Pichiomycetes; Serinales; Debaryomycetaceae
Gene: ADA2
Product: chromatin-binding transcription regulator
Exons: 1
Coding region: 1-1338 (445 amino acids)
Biological process (GO): chromatin remodeling; regulation of transcription by RNA polymerase II
Cellular component (GO): SAGA-type complex; nucleus
Molecular function (GO): transcription coactivator activity; protein binding; chromatin binding
Source: RefSeq, a predicted model, not a curated record